This is a messenger RNA of Microbotryum saponariae, 2317 nucleotides long. NCBI's taxonomy places the organism in Eukaryota, Fungi, Basidiomycota, Microbotryomycetes, Microbotryales, Microbotryaceae. The record is from the annotation of a GenBank genome assembly.
AUGAGCUGCGACUGGGCACAACUCAAAGAGCGGCGGGACAAGGCCCAUGCCGGUGUCAAAGCUGCCUCGAGUACUCCGGCUAUUUCCUCCGCACCGUCAGCUCCGGCCAUGACGAGCUCCGCAGAGGCCGAGUCACGUGAGUUGCCCAUGAACGGUCGCUCGCGAUCCAUCGACAUUUAAGAUGCUCAUUUAAGGGAUAUGUGCUCUGAAAAACUUAGUUGCUAAGCCAUCAGCACCCUUACAAGCCCCAAUGACGGAUUCACCCUCGCUGAAGCCAGUGACGACAACGCCGACGAACCCGGAAGAGCCCUCGACGAACAAACGCUCAACGAUGAGCUACACCGACCUUCCCUCAACGCUUUCGAUCCAGGACCUCCCUAACCGAGGUCGGGGCGUGGUCUCGACGACCGACAUCACAGUCGGUACGUCCUUUCCUCCACCUUCCUUCCCUCAUCAGGAAAGCUCAUCUCCCUCUUUCUUCUCCCAUUAGGUACGACCCUCCUCAAUACGAAACCCUUCCUCUCCCUCUUGGACAACGCGAACCUCCGUCUGCGAUGUUCGACUUGCCACGUCAACGAGAUGGAGAUGAACGUCAAACAAGCGUUGCUGCAAUGCUCGGGAUGUCGAGUCGUGAGGUAUUGUUCAAAGGUGUGUCUCGUCCUCCCGAGCUGGCUUCAAUUCCUUCAAGGGAACGCCGCGCUCAAUCUACUUUGACUCUGAACGCCCAUAGGUAUGCCAGAAAUCAGAUUGGAAAGACCACAAACCCGAAUGCGACGCGAUGAAACGCUGGAAAGUGCAAGGGACUGAACGAUCGACCGCAAGCAAAUCGUCCGAAUUUCCUGAUACGAGGAUACGCGCGCUUGCGAGGGUAUUGUGGAAGUUUGACAAGGAGGGCAAAGUGGCUGUGAGUGGAAGUUUGAGUUGAUGGCUGGGGGUUGGGGUAGGUGUAUUGGUGAUUGAGACGAUUGUGCGUAUGUUCACAGCAAGAUGAAUUCGCUUCACUUUACGCUGGUACGUUCACCCUUUUCUCGAGACUAGGUUCCCGAAACUGAUCCUCACUCCUCUCUAUCAGGCGACUACCUCAAACACGAGAUGACGGAAGAAAAUGGCUCGUGGCUUAUGAGUUUGAACGAAUACGUGACCCCGGCCAAGUUGAGGGAGUACAUCCCUUCCGUCGAAGCGUGGAAAAAGAUAUGCGCUCAGGUGAGAUCACUGUGUCAUCGGGCACUGAGUGAGGAAUGGUACUGAUUGCCCUAUUGAAAGCCUUUUUCAACCGCAGUACGAUCUUAACUCCUUCGCCCUCACAACGCCCUAUCUCGACACCGUCGGCGUCUCGAUAUCCCCUCUCGUCGCCCUCUUCAACCACUCCUGCCAAGCCAACGCCGUCAUAGUAUUCCCCUCCAUACCUUCCCCCUCCAGAAACCCCGCAUACAUGCGCGUCGUCGCCAUCCGCCCUAUUAAAGAAGGCGAAGAAGUCGUGACGAGUUAUGUUGAUCCUUUGUUGACGCGGGGGAGGAGGAGGAAGGAGUUGAGGGAGAGGUAUGGGUUUGAAUGUUGUUGUGCGGUUUGUGAGGAGGUGGGAGUGGAUAAGAGGGAGAGGGUGUUUUGCAAGAAUGGUGCGAAAGGGUGCGAAGGGGAGAUCAAGCUUUUAGGUCAGUCAGGUUGUAGUCGUCACGCCGCGCUACAUCGACAAGUUGACCUUCCCCUCUCCCUUCGACCAGACUCGACCCAAACGGACCUCGACCCUACUUACUACUGCGCGACGUGCCACCCCCACCCCUCCUCCACCCUCGCAAGCCAAAUCGAGCCCCUCCUGACCCGCGUCGAGACCUACCUCCUCUCCCCCUCCUUCGGCCAAGCGACCGACUCGAUCCCCCUCCUCGAGCUCCUAACCCACCUCACCAAGCACCUCAAACCCACCUCUUACCCUCUCCCGUCUCUCCUCCAAGCUUUACUCACUUCGCUCCUCGAUCGAACGAUGUUCAUCGAAGCUUUGGGCGUCGCUAAUCAACUCCUAGUCAGCCUGGACGAGAUCCAUGGUUUCGACCAUCCUCAUCCAACCAAAUCCGUCGUCCUAGCGGCGAUCGUCAAGUUGCGUGUCGCCUCGAGGGACGAAGGCGACGUCGACAAGUAUUGGCUCGAUACACAGGGCCUCUACACCACCUGGGAUUAUGCUAAAAGGGCUGUGAGGGAGGUGGAGAAGAGUUUCGGGCAGGGGAGUCGAUUGGGGGAGGAGAUGAGGAGUAUGGAGGCGACGACGCAACAGGCGGUGGGGAUGCAUAAGGCUUUUUCGAACGUAGGGCGUGGCCCGAGCUAG